GACCCUGGCUGCCCGGCCGUGGAGGGACCAUGAGCGCCUUGCGGGACGUCUCCCUGCAGGACCCGCGCCGCCGCUACGAGCUCGUCCAGCGCAUCGGCUCCGGCACCUACGGCGACGUCUACAAGGCCCGUGACACUGAGACGGGGGAAUUAGCAGCUAUCAAGAUAGUGAAACUUGAUCCAGGGGACGACAUUGGAUCCAUUCAGCAAGAAAUCACCACUCUCAGGGAUUGUCGCCACCCCAAUGUUGUGACAUAUUUUGGCAGCUAUCUCAGAAAUGACCGUCUAUGGAUUUGCAUGGAGUACUGCGGAGGGGGCUCUUUGCAGGAGAUCUACCACUCCACUGGUCCCCUCUCAGAAAAACAGAUUGCAUACGUCUGCAGGGAAACACUCCAGGGCCUCCACCACCUGCACACCAAAGGGAAAAUGCACCGGGACAUCAAGGGGGCCAACAUCCUGCUUACAGCCGAUGGUGAUGUGAAACUCGCGGAUUUUGGCGUCUCUGCAGAACUGACGGCAUCUGUGGCAAAGCGGAAAUCCUUCAUCGGAACGCCCUAUUGGAUGGCGCCAGAAGUGGCUGCGGUGGAGAAGAAGGGUGGCUACAACCACUCGUGUGACAUCUGGGCCCUUGGCAUCACAGCGAUAGAACUGGCUGAGCUCCAGCCCCCCCUUUUCGACCUGCAUCCUAUGAGGGCCUUGAUGAUGUUGUCAAAAAGCAGCUUCCAACCCCCCAAGCUAAAAGAUAAGGCAUGCUGGUCUGCAGAUUUUCAUCAUUUCCUCAAACUGGCCCUGACCAAGAACCCCAAGAAGCGCCCCAUGGCAGAAAAGCUCCUGCAGCAUCCUUUUGUCUGCCAACCUCUCGCCCGCCUGUUAGCCAUUGAGUUGCUAGACAAAGCCACAAAUCCUGACUUGGCAUCUGCUCCCCUGGAUGAUGGAGAUUUUGAGGCUUAUGAAAUCUUUCCUGACAAAAUCCGUUCGCAUCGGCAGCACGAGCAAGUUGAAGGCACCCUCGCAGAGAUCCAACUGAAUCAGGUGAAAUUUGGUCCCUUGCUGAGGAAAGAAACAGAACCUUGGUGCAGUCUGAAGGAGGAGGAAGAGGAGAACUGGAUGCUGUUAGGAGAUGGAGAGAGUCUCCUUCAAUCUGUGGAAGAAGCGCUUGAGGAAAGGAGCUUAACAAUUCGCCCAGCAUGUCCCCCACAACAGGCCCAGGAGGAGCAGCGGCCCAGUGGUACGGAUGAGGGUGACAUGGGCACCAUCAAGAGAGGGCCUUUCUGGGACUUUCUCAACUUGGAGUUGGCAUAUAAGGCUCCCUGGGAACUUGAAGAGGGCCCUGAAUGCCCAGACUUGGAAUGUCACAGAAGUCAGACCCUGCCAGAUCGAACAGAGUUGAAUAAUGCUCCAGAUUCUGUGGCAUCCGGCUCUCUGCAACCUGCAGAUUCGCUCCUGUCCACAGAGUGGGCUACCAUGAAGAGGAAAGAAGAGGCUACCAGAUUGAUUUGUCAUGGGCUGCCCCCCACCCCAAAAGUCCACAUGGGAGCCUGCUUCUCCAAAGUGUUCAAUGGCUGCCCGCUGAAGAUCAAUUCAGCCACGACAUGGAUCCACCCAGAGACCCGAGAUCUCUACUUGGUGGUGGGGGCUGAGGAAGGUAUCUACACCCUCAACCUGCAUGAACUCCAUGAAGAUACCAUGGAAAAGCUUCUUCCACACAGGUGUUCUUGGCUCUACUGUAUGAAUAACGUGCUACUGACCUUAGCUGGGAAAUCUUCCCAGGUCUCCUCCCACAACCUUCUGGGUCUCUUUGAGCAACGCUGUCAGCUACAGAAGCGGCAGGUUCCUCUUUCCAUUGCCACCAACCGGCUGACAGAGCGAAUCAUCCCCAGGAAGUUUGCGCUGUCAGCCAAGAUAGCAGAUACCAAAGGCUGCUUGAAGUGUUGUGUGGUCCGUAAUCCCUACUCCGGGAGCACAUUCCUGUGUGCUGCUCUUCCCUCCAGCCUUGCCCUCCUGCAGUGGUACGAGCCCUUGCAGAAGUUUAUGCUACUGAAGCACGUUCCUGUGGUGCUGCCAGCUCCCUUGACCUUGUUUGAGUUGCUGGUGGUAGAGACGGAGGAGUACCCACAGGUAUGCUUGGGGGUCACCGGAAGCGACCAGCCAGGCGCAGAGUUGCAUUUCAGCACGCUCUCCCUCAGCACCGGCCUCAGCACCUCGAGCCCUUCUGGCCGGCCCCUCGUCAUGGCCAAUCAUGUCACUCAGAUGGACCGAGACACUGUCCUGGUGUGUUUUGAGCGCUGCGUGCGGGUAGUGAACCUACGUGGUGCUCCUCGGGGAGGCCUUGCUCCUGAACUCACCUUCAAUUUUCCUAUUGAGACCAUUGUGUGCCUUCAAGACAGCGUUUUGGCCUUCUGGAAACAUGGCAUGCAAGGCCGAAACCUGGAAUCUGGAGAGGUGACGCAGGAGGUAACGGACGAGUCCCGAGUGUUCCAGGUCUUAGGAACCCACAGAGACAUCAUUCUGGCGAGCACGCCCACGGACAAUCCCUUGGCGCAGAGCAACCUCUACAUCCUGACGGGUCACGAAAGCAGCUACUGAGUGCCUUCUCCAAAGUGUUGCUCCUCCUGGAGGUGCCUGGCCUUGUGGUGGACUAUCAUGAAGAUUGGGGGCUGGCUGG
This is a messenger RNA of Euleptes europaea (tarantolino), 2664 nucleotides long. RefSeq names its product mitogen-activated protein kinase kinase kinase kinase 2 (gene MAP4K2). The transcript has 33 exons. The record is from RefSeq and is a predicted model, not a curated record. The coding region runs from base 30 to 2585 and encodes 851 amino acids. Lineage: Eukaryota; Metazoa; Chordata; Lepidosauria; Squamata; Sphaerodactylidae. Gene Ontology annotation, molecular function: MAP kinase kinase kinase kinase activity; ATP binding. Gene Ontology annotation, biological process: protein phosphorylation.